Messenger RNA from Verticillium alfalfae VaMs.102, 522 nucleotides. RefSeq lists its product as hypothetical. The transcript has a single exon. NCBI's taxonomy places the organism in Eukaryota, Fungi, Ascomycota, Sordariomycetes, Glomerellales, Plectosphaerellaceae. The coding region runs from base 1 to 522 and encodes 173 amino acids. The record is from RefSeq and is a predicted model, not a curated record.
AUGGACGUCACGCUCGACGACGAGGACCUCACGCCGUCCCCCGUCUGCCUGCCCCUCGCCGCCCCCAUCCACAUCUCCCACCUGCGCCCCGAGCACCGCCACUCCUCCUUCUGGACCUGGCCGUUCUACGCGCCGCUCCUCUUCGAGAACGAAACGUCCGACGCCCGCGACCACUGCGCCAACGAGCGCACCUUCCUCUCCUACCUCCGCCUGAGCGUCUACAUGGCCAUCGUCUCCGUCGCCAUCGUCCUGUCCUUCCACCUCAAGACGCAGCCCAGCGAGUUCGAGCUGCGCAUGGCCAAGCCCCUCGGCGCCACCUUUUGGGGCCUCAGCGUGUGCUGUCUCUUCCUCGGCCUCGGCAACUACAUCUCCACCAUGAACAAGUACAGCCGCAAGGCUGCCAUUGUGCAGACGGGCUGGAAGACGCAGCUGCUGCUGAGCGUUGUCGCCAUGGCCAUCAUUGGCACCUGUGUCGUGCUGCUCGUCAUUGCCAAGGUCAGCACCGACACGGAUACGGGUUGA